Messenger RNA from Danio rerio (zebrafish), 3136 nucleotides. Lineage: Eukaryota; Metazoa; Chordata; Actinopteri; Cypriniformes; Danionidae. The record is from RefSeq and is a predicted model, not a curated record.
AAAAAAGGUUGGGAACCACUGAUGUAAGGGACUGCAAACCUGCAAGUGAACUGUAAAAAUAUUUUAUUUGAGAUUUUGUCAUUAUUUUUACAAGGAUAUUGUGAGGCAAGUUUAAUCCAAAGAUGCAUUGACGGUGUAUGUUGCUGAGUUUGUUGCCAACACAGAAAGUUCGACUUAAUAUCUGAUUCUUUGUGAUAUUUAAUGUCACAAUUGUAUAUCUAGCCUUUACAAGCAUGCAUGCAUAUUCAUUGUGUUGCUUAUGGCUCUUUUAAUUGCUGUAGAUUUAUUGGCAAUGCUUUGGUUAUUGUCUGAUUAUUUUCCUGCGGGAUACAGUGCUAAAGUUAUCAAGCUGGUGUGUUUGGUGUACAGCUUUAUGGGUCUACAGUACAGUUAAAAAGCAUCUGAAUCGCCCCACUCCUUGUGUCAUUUUGAAACAGAAACCUAAACCGAUGUUGGAAAGCGUUCAUCGUGCCGCAUUGCGGAGCAUCUCUGUCCGUCAGCAGCAGUGAUAUUUCCAGUCAUUUAGAGAUGCUCGUUUUGUUUAAUUUCACAUAUCUAAAGAUGCAUCAGCUGAAGAUUGUUUUGAUGUCAGUAAUUCUGAAGAUCGUUGAUGGGUUAGUUGUUCGUGGCCCCUCUGCUCCUCUGUCUGCUCCUCUGGGAUCUUCAGUGGUUUUGCCCUGUUAUGUUGAUGAAGCUUUACCAGUGGAGGAUCUGGAGGUGGAAUGGAGAAGAGCAGACUCAGAGACUCUGAUUCAUCUGUAUCAAGAUGGUGAGAGUCGAGCAGAGGUCCAGCAGCAGGAUUAUCAUGAUAGAGCUCAUUUCUUUACUGAGGAGAUUCAACAUGGAAACUUCUCCCUCCGUCUGGACAAUCUGACAGCUCAAGAUGAAGGAGAAUACAGGUGUAGAGUUCACAGUCAGCAGGAUUCUGGAGAAACUGUGGCUGAGAUAAAAAACAUUGAGCGUUUGCUGGUGUCAGGCCCAGAAAAGUUAGUUUCUGCAUAUGUUGAUGGGGACGUGACUCUGAACUGCUCUGUAGACUCUCACAUCACACCUGAACACAUUGAAGAGGUUUCAUGGAGGAAAACAGAUAAAGAUGGAGAUAUUACAGUUCUGCUUUACCAGAAAAAUAAGACUGUAUCAGAGGCAACACAUGAGGAAUUCAGAGGCAGAGUUGAGUUCUUCACUGCUGAAAUCCCCAAAGGAAACUUCUCUCUCAGACUGAAGAGUGUCAGAACUGAGGAUAAAGGAGUUUACAUGUGUCAAGUGUUUGCUGGAGUUUUAUCAGCCAAUGCUACUGUACAGCUGGAGAGACUGGGUUUCUCUGCUUUACACACAAUGACGAUGAUUCUCUGUAUUUCUGCAUCUGGAUCUGCUCUUCUGCUCUGCUUUCUAAUAUACUCACCUGAUAAAGAAACAUUAAUUGGUCUUCAGAUGUUUCUCCUCUUCUUUCCAAAUAUUCUGAUGUGUCUUGCGUUUCUCCUCUGGGGUUUAACUGAAGGAUCUCUGAAUGAGUCGGUCUGUUGUUGUGCUCUUUAUUUUCUGAGGCCUCUUUUGUUGCACUGGGCAGCUCCACCAAUGAGUAUCUUCACAGGGAACAUAAGCAGACACCAGUGCAGGCUUGGGUGAGAGAAAGUUAAUAAUGUUCUGAAAAAACCUUCAGAGGGGAAAAACCUAAAUCCAACCAGGAGCUUGCAGAAAGGGAAAAAAUAAGGGAAAAAUAAAACAGAAGACAUCUGCAUGAAAAAACUCCCUGAAGAGGGUGUCCAAAUUGUCCUCAACAACAGAAACCAUGUCCUGACUCUAGACACUUCCAGAAGAGGGCACAUCAUUUAAAGAUCCUCAAAAAAGGAAAUAAAAAAACAGCCAGGGUGAGGCAAAAAAAAUACUACAAAAACUAAAGUCUAUUAAGAUGUUUCUUUGGCUGGGGCCAAGCUGAAGCAUGGCCACGUAGGGAAGGCUGGAAGAGGUGCGAGAGAGAAACAGAGGAAGCCAGUGAUUAAAUGAAGCAGUCCGGUAACAAGAAGGAGGGUUACGGAAAGCGAUCAAAAUAAAAAAUUCAUGUGCACUCCCCCCACCACCACCAAACAAGCUCCACCAGGCCCUGCAUGGAGGGGCCUACCUUGUCCAGACCAUAGCCCUCCUAGUACAUCAAAUAUUGAAAGCCCCGGUCUCUGCGUCUGUUGUCUAGUAAUAUCCACGCAGUGUAAACUGGGGAGCCAUCCACUAAACUAAAGUGUGGAUUGGGGCAGAGGGAACAAGACAUGAAUAGAAUAAAGGUUUAACCCUAGACUCAUGAAAUAUAAGGUGUACCAGACUAAGCGUAGGAGGAAGCUUGAGCUGUAUCUCCACCCAACUCAAGAACUUGGUGAUUCGUUAUGGGCCAAUGAAGCUGGAUGCCAACUUGCAUGAGGCUACUCUGAGAGGCAGGUCCUUGGUAGCCAUACUCUUUGAUCACACCUGUAAUGGGGAAUGAGAGUCCAGUGAUUAUCAGCUGCAGCUUUGGUCUGUCUAUUAGCCUGGGCCAAGGCUUCCCUGGCUCUCCUCCAGGUGUGUCGACACCCCUUCGGGUUCCUGCGUGGAAAACAAAGGAGGUUGGAACCCUAUGGAACAUUGAAAUGGGGACAUACCUGUGGCAGAUGACAAAAAUGAUUAAUGACCGUAUUCAACCCAAGUUGAGUUGUUAACACCAAGAGCCAGGAUUGUGGGACAUCAGGCAGCGAAGAGUAUGUUCCAAACAACCUCUGGUUUGUCUGCUUGGACUGCCCAUUGGUCUGGGGAUGAAAUUCUGAUGACAGAUUUGUAGAGGCCUCAAUCUGUCAACAGAAUUCCUUCCAAAACCAGGAGACAAACUGAGGGCUCCUAUCAGACACCACAUUGACCGGAAGACCAUGAAUCUGUAAAACUUGAUCAAUCACCUCUUGAGCAGUCUGGUGGGAAGGGAUAGUAAAAGGAUGGAGCAUUAGAAUUCUUGUUCCGAGCGCAUAUCAAGCAGGCGGCCACAAACUUCUGUCCUUGGCUGUGGAUGGCCACCAGAAUUGCUGACAAAAGGCAACCAGCAGGCAACCUGACUCCUGGGUGACAGGUCAACUUAGAGGAAAGACCCCACUGGAUUAUUUCCGAGCUCAUCUUGGCUGGA